Molecule: messenger RNA, 1256 nt
Organism: Nothoprocta perdicaria
Lineage: Eukaryota; Metazoa; Chordata; Aves; Tinamiformes; Tinamidae
Gene: COPS8
Product: COP9 signalosome subunit 8
Exons: 8
Coding region: 34-657 (207 amino acids)
Biological process (GO): protein deneddylation; COP9 signalosome assembly
Cellular component (GO): COP9 signalosome
Source: RefSeq, a predicted model, not a curated record
UCCUGCGCGGGAGGCCGUGCGGCCGGGGGGAAGAUGCCGGUGGCCGUGAUGGCGGAGAGCGCGUUCAGCUUCCGCAGGCUGCUGGAGCAGUGCGAGACGCAGGAGCUCGAGGCCCCUGGAGGGAUUGCGACGCCCCUGGUUUACGGCCAGCUUCUAGCCUUGUACUUGUUGCAUAAUGACAUGAAUAAUGCACGAUAUCUUUGGAAAAGAAUCCCUCCUGCUAUUAAGUCUGCAAAUGCUGAACUUGGUGCAGUCUGGUCAGUAGGACAAAGAAUCUGGCAGAGGGACUUCCCAGGAAUCUACACAACAAUCAGUGCCCACCAGUGGUCUGAGACUAUCCAGCCCAUCAUGGAAGCGCUUAGAGAUGCAACUAGGAGAAGAGCCUUUGGUCUGGUUUCUCAGGCAUAUACCUCAAUCGUUGCAGAUGAUUUUGCAGCCUUUGUUGGGCUUCCUGUAGAAGAAGCAGUGAAAGGUGUCUUGGAGCAGGGCUGGCAAGCGGACUCUUCAACCCGUAUGGUAAUGCCUAAAAAACCUGGUGCACUGGAAGCUUGCUUUAACAGAUUUAUUCCUUCUUCAGAACCUGCUCCAGUUCCUCCAAUUCCAAAUGAACAACAGUUGGCCAGAUUGACUGACUAUGUGGCUUUUCUUGAAAACUGAUUACCCUGCUCCUGUGUUCAGAACAACUUGGGAAUCCUGUGUACUGACGGAGUUCUAGAAAUCUAAGACUUAUUUUGUUUCUGUUAAAUGUUGCAGCAUCCCCUAUUGAAAUAUGUAAAAUAUACAGUGUAUUUUAUCUAGUUUGUUUUGCCAAAGCCAAGUUAGUAAUUGAAAAAAAUCCAUUGACUCCUGUAAUAUUUAUUUGGUAGGUACACAGCAGUAUUACAUGGUAAGUUUUUUUUAUUGACUUGUAGCCUAGAAAGGCAUGACUUUUUUCAAGUAUAUGAAAAAUGCAAAAGAGGAGCUUUGAAUAUUGAAGCAGGUUAACUGUGUUUGAGGGAUUUGUGCUGGUGGAUUGCUUGGUUCUAUUGCAAGUAACUGCAGUAUCACAGGUGAAUUGCAUCUUGAAUGCAAGUGCAAAGAGGGCAAGACUGUCUCACCUGUAUCUGUAGAAAGGAAACAGUGAUGUAACAACUUUAUAUAAGAAACCAGUUUGCAGUAACUUUUUGCAGGUUUGUUUUUUGGUAUUUUGAUAACUUUCUCGCUUGUUUUUCUGGAUUGUUAAAUCUUUCUUGUUUUGAUUGAAUUGAGAAAAUUCU